AUGAGUUAUUACGGCAGCUACUACGGAGGCCUGGGCUGUGGCUGUGGCAGCUUCCGCGGACUGGGCUACGGCUGUGGCUUUGGAGGCUACGGGUUCGGCUCUGGGUACGGAGGGUUCGGGUUCGGCUGCUGCCGCCCAUCUUGCUAUGGAGGAUAUGGCUUCUCCAGCUUCUACUAA
This is a messenger RNA of Nycticebus coucang (slow loris), 177 nucleotides long. RefSeq names its product keratin-associated protein 19-6-like. Bases 1 to 177 code for a protein of 58 amino acids. The transcript has 2 exons. Lineage: Eukaryota; Metazoa; Chordata; Mammalia; Primates; Lorisidae. The record is from RefSeq and is a predicted model, not a curated record.